AUGCGAUUUUUCGCAGCUCGUUCGUUUCAAAUAGCUUCUAUUGCCGGAUUCUCUUGGGGAGGAAGCUCAACAAAACUUGAUGAAAAGCCAAGAACAUGUCCGAUUCAAAUUUCAAUUCCAGAAAAAGCCAAUAAUGAUGUGUUAUUAAGCAGAAAGAUUGUCAAUCAUUUGGAUAGAAGUAAUCUGAAAUUGCGGCUCUACCAAUAUGAAACCUGUCCAUUUUGUUGUAAAGUGCGCGCCUUUCUUGAUUACUACGGAUUCAGCUAUGAGGUUGUCGAAGUCAAUCCAGUGACGCGAUCCCAAAUCAAAUUCAGCACCGCUUAUAAAAAAGUGCCGAUUUUGCGAAGCGGUGAAAAUACGACAUUGACCGAAUCAUCGUUGAUCAUUUCGGAACUAGCGACAUAUCUGACAAGACCCGAUCAAACUCUGGAAAGUAUUGAGAAAAUGUACCCAGCAGUUGACUCAGUGAACGAAAAAGGGAAACCAUGUUUGACUUAUCCUAACAAAUUCUUUGUGAUGAAAGGAGAAGUUGGUUCUGAGAAGGAUAUGGCAUUGGCAAGAGAAGAACGAGAAUGGCGCGAAUGGGUUGAUAAUUGGUUUAUUCAUUUAAUUUCGCCGAACGUCUAUCGCACCUGGGAAGAAUCGCUUGAGACGUUCAAAUGGUUCGAGAAGGUCGGUGAAUGGCAUCGAACUUUCCCCGAUUGGGAGCGUGUUCUGGCUGUCUAUAUUGGAGCGGCGGCGAUGUUUUUGCUUUCGAAAACACUCAAAAAGAAGCACAAUAUCGUUGAUGAGCGUGAGGAGUUGAGAAAAGCAUGUCGGGAAUGGAUGGAGGCGAUCGGACCGAGUCGGCAAUUUUUGGGAGGUGAUAGGCCGAAUUUGGCGGAUUUGUCCCUCUAUGGCGCAAUGAAUUCGUUUUAUGGUUGUGCAGCUUUCAAAGAAGUGAUCCUCAACGAGAAAAUCGCCGACUGGAUGAUGAAUGUUGAAGUGGACGUUGAGAGCCAACCCGAUGUCGAUCUUCCGAUUCCGUCUCCUCAGCUUCCCGACAUCGUUGAGCCACGAGAAGAGCCAGAAGUGAAAGAAGAUUCUGUUGAGCCAGAAGAUUCUGAAGAAGCAGAAGAUUCCGAAGAUGCGGAAGAUUCUGUACAAUUAGGAGAAGCUGAAGUGCAAGUGGCUCCGCGAAACUCUGCGCCGAAUGACGAUGAUGGCACUGGAAGCGACACCACUACUUAUGGAUCGGAGCACUGGCAGACAGUUAAUCGCGUAGAUCGUGGUCUGCUCUUAAAAAUGGAGCAACUUCUGACGGAUGGUCAUUCGACGGCCGACAUUAUCCACAAAUUGUUCCCCGAAUUCAACGUGGAUCUGGACAGAUUCAGUGAAAAUGUUCUAAUGGGUCUUCUUAUGGACUUGAUGGAGUCGGCGCCGGUGCGCGAGAAGCUGCCGCAGUACAACACGUUCGAGGACGCCAUCGAACUGUUCCGAACCAAGAAGAACAUUUUGAUGCUCACUGGAGCCGGUGUUUCGGUCUCGUGUGGAAUUCCCGAUUUUCGCAGCAAAGAUGGAAUUUACGCGCGAUUGCACGUCGAUUUUCCGGAUUUGCCGAAUCCGACGGCAAUGUUCGACAUUCGCUAUUUUCGCUCGAACCCGAAACCGUUCUACAAUUUCGCCAAAGAGAUCUUCCCCGGUCAAUUCAAUCCGUCGAUCGCUCAUCGCUUCAUUAAAGUUCUCGAGGACGACGAAAAGCUUUUGCGGAACUACACCCAAAAUAUUGACACUUUGGAGAGGCAGACGGGAAUCACACGGGUCGUCGAAUGUCAUGGAUCGUUCUCGAAGGCGACGUGCCUCAAUUGUGGAGCCAAAUAUGAUGGUGAAAUAAUUCGCGAGGAUGUCAUGGCACAGAGAGUGGCCAAGUGCCGAGUCUGUGACGAUGGCGUCAUCAAGCCGAAUAUCGUGUUUUUCGGAGAGGAUUUGGCUCAAGAUUUUCAUCGUCAAAUUUCGGAAGAUAAGAAUAAUGUCGAUCUGGUUGUCGUUAUCGGCUCAUCGCUCAACGUGCGUCCGGUUUCGUUGAUUCCGUUCAGUGUCGACGAGAAUGUGCCGCAGAUUCUCAUCAAUCGCGAGCCACUUCGCAACUAUCGUGCUGAUAUCGAACUUCUCGGCAAUUGCGAUGACAUUUUGCGCGAGAUUUGCCUUGCACUUGGCGGAAGAUAUGAGCGAAUGAUUCGAGAGUACGACGAGGCACUGCCGGUGAGGCCGAUUCAGACGCCGCGCACGUUCCUCACGUCUGAGCAACUUCAAGAGAAAAUCAAUGAGCACUGCGACGCGAUUCAGAAGAAGGAUGCUCAAGAGGAGGCGGCUGAGGAGAAUGAGGAGCCGCCGAUGAAGAGGCCAAAGCCCGAUGAGCCAUCGACGUCAAUGGUGGGCAUGUUCGCAUCGAAGUUCGAGAAUGUCACUGCCGUAUUGCCGCCGCAUUCAUACGCGCAUGUUUCUGAGAAUCAGACGGUGUUUCCCGGCGCUGAGCUGAGUUUCGAUGUCGACUCGCGAAUGAUUGUGAAGAUUAGUCGGCGAGUCGGCGGCGAUUCGGAGUCGAUCUCGUUCGAUAGCGAUUUUUCGGACGACGCGCCGGAGCGAUGCAGAUCGGCCGGUUGCGUUGAUACGAACCAUUCGGAAGUCAUCAAUGACAAUGGGGAAUCUUGUCCGCCGUUUUUGGAAUACGAGGAAUCGGGACCCAUAACCGCCACCGGCUUCAGGGAAUACGCAGUCAAGUAUUUGGGAACAAAAUAG
Caenorhabditis bovis is the source of this 2778-nucleotide messenger RNA. The record is from the annotation of a GenBank genome assembly. NCBI's taxonomy places the organism in Eukaryota, Metazoa, Nematoda, Chromadorea, Rhabditida, Rhabditidae.